AUGGAAGAGACGAUUGAUCGAGUGGCAAACCACACCGACGAGUUAAUCACUGAGGUACAAAUAACGCUAAACGGGACAACGAUAGUGGUCUCUCAACUCGGCGAUGCGGUUACGGUGUUGCUCGACAAGCUCUACGAACUCAUUUUCUGGACUCUAAUUAUAGUGAUACCGGUGUUAUGCGUAUCUGUACUGUUGAUUACGACUGGUUGUCUGAUACGCAGCUGUCGCAGGCCAGUGCGUUACAUUCCGCACUACCGAGAGAUUCCACUUGUUCGGGAAAACUACAGUUCAUCAAAGUUGUUCCGUGAUGAGGCUGAAGAUGUGUGA
Molecule: messenger RNA, 327 nt
Organism: Cooperia oncophora
Lineage: Eukaryota; Metazoa; Nematoda; Chromadorea; Rhabditida; Trichostrongylidae
Source: the annotation of a GenBank genome assembly